AUGACAAUAAUAGCACCAGUUAAUUCUCAACAACCUAUGGUAUCUAAAGCCUCUUUCACUCCUUUUAGUAUCAUCUCUAGACACAGAAAGUUAUUAUCAUUAAUAGCAGGAUGGUACUUUUGUUCAAUUUCUUUAUCAUUAUAUAAUAAGUGGAUGUUUGAUCCGGAAAAAGGGUUGAAAUUACCGUAUCCUAUUUUUAUUACUAGUAUCCAUCAAUUUUUAUUAUGGGGGUUUAGUUGGCUGUAUAUUAAUGUAUGGUAUAAUAAAAAGUACAGAAAUAGAAAUUCAGUCAAUAGUUUUGCAUUAAGGAACAAUAAUUUAGAUGCUAAUAUGAGUAUUAAAGGUAAUAACAGAUUUACCAAUGUUACCAAUUAUUCUAAUAGUAAUAAUACUGCCACUACCAGCAACAAUAACAAUAACAAUAACAAUAGCAAUAACAAUAACAACAACGUUGGUAAUAAUGAAAUGAACAACCCGCAGAGCAUACAAACCACAAUCAUUAAAGUUGAAAAAGAGGAUAAAGAAGCAUUACAGAAAGACACCAAUGCUAAUAAAAGUGCUAUUACAGAAGAGAUACUUGAAGACGAAGAAUCACCGUAUAUGGCACAAGAAGAUGAUCGUCAUAUUGUUACUAGUAAUAUAACAUGGGGCCAUUAUUUUAAAUACCUUGUACCUACAGCACUUGCUAGCGCAGGAGACAUAGGUUUUGGUAAUUUAAGUUUUAAAUAUGUUCCUUUAACCAUCUAUACUAUUGUUAAGAGUAGCUCUAUUGCCUUUGUAUUAAUCAUAGGUUGUUUAACUGGGGUGGAAAAAUUUCACUGGAAAUUAGGUACUGUUGUACUUCUAAUGUUUCUAGGGGUUGUAUUAAUGGCUUUUAAACCUGAUAAUCUGACAGACACUAAUGAUGGAUUUACGAUUGGUGUUUUCUUAGUUUUAUUAAGUUCUAUGUUGAGUGGUUUAAGGUGGGUCUAUACACAAAUCAUUUUGAAAAAAAGAGAUGCAUUAAAGGCCGUUUCUUUUUCUUCUUCUUCUUCUUCUUCUCCCUCUUCUUCUUCUUCUUCCUCCACUACUAAUACUACUGCCACCAAGAUUACUAAAAGAGAUAAGAAGGAAAACCCCAUUUUCACAAUAUACAGAUUAGCACCUAUAAUGGGUGGAACAUUAAUAAUUACAUCUUUAUUAUUUGAAACACCUGAUUUCCACAAAAUAUGUGAAAUAUUGUUUACAUUAAAUACUGGGAAGUUGACUUUAAGGCAUUUUAUUAAAGGUUGUAUAAUGUUGGCGUUCCCUGGAAUCCAAGUAUUUUUUAUGACAAUUUGUGAGUUUGGAAUAUUACAAAUUGCUUAUGUUUUAACAUUGAGUAUCGCGGGUAUUUUGAAAGAACUACUAACUAUAUUAAUAUCGAUGAUUUUGUUAGAUGAACACUUAAACGGUUUAUACAAUUGGUUAGGAAUGUUUAUUGUACUCGGGGAUUUAUGUUAUUAUAAUUGGUAUAGAUAUACAGAGACUAAAAACACUGUUGAUACCAUUAAUAGCAGUGACAAUGAUGAUGAUGGUAAUUAUGAAAUAUAUAAUGAACCGUUAUAUAAUGAGGAGGUUGAAUUAAUUUCAUCAGCGCGGGGAAUAGCGAUGAAUAACACAAGAGAGGUCUUUAUGGAUGAUGGGGGUGUCUAA
Saccharomycodes ludwigii is the source of this 1674-nucleotide messenger RNA. RefSeq names its product Ymd8p (gene YMD8). Gene Ontology annotation, cellular component: Golgi apparatus; cis-Golgi network; endoplasmic reticulum-Golgi intermediate compartment. Lineage: Eukaryota; Fungi; Ascomycota; Saccharomycetes; Saccharomycodales; Saccharomycodaceae. The coding region runs from base 1 to 1674 and encodes 557 amino acids. Gene Ontology annotation, molecular function: antiporter activity. The record is from RefSeq and is a predicted model, not a curated record. The transcript has a single exon. Gene Ontology annotation, biological process: UDP-glucose transmembrane transport.